UCUCACAUAUCUGCAGAAAAAUACCAAACUCUCUCUCUCUCUCUCUCUCUCUCUUGAAAUGAAGGAAAGCAGAACAAGCUUCAUUCUUUGAGCCUCUGAGUUCUGGAUCUUCAUCUUGUCUUUUCCGAGUUUUAGGGUUGUUCUUCUUAGGAAUUUAUUGGGUUAUUAGUAAAAGUGAUUAUUUACCUUAAAAGCUUCAGCUUUUUUACUAUUCACCACCUCCUCCCUCAUGAUCACCGACACCACAAUAUCUAUAUAUAUGCUUUUCUAGAAAGUGCUUUUAUCUAAUUGCAAUCCUUAUAGACAUUGCUAGCAACCCUAAAGGCCUCUAUCUCUCUCUCUUUCUCACAGCUAGCUAGAGAGUGGAACAAAAAAUAAGAGAAAGCCUUGGCUGUACAUGGGGAAGAUCAAAUCCCUUCUCUCUGUCUCCUUUGUCGUGCGAUUUGGCGCUAAAAAACCACGGAGACCUUAAACUCCAAGCUUAUGUGCCUAGCUUCACCAAAAAGGUGCAUGAAGUGAAUACGGUUAACUAUCUGAGCUACAAGUCUGUUGUUUUAAUUUUGGUGAAUUGAAGUAACCCAUCAAAAGUUCAUCAUUCAUCACUCAAUGGUAACUCUUCAUCACCACCGUCCACACCGCCUACUUCUAGACCAACCAACAACACCACCAGCAUCACCAACCCAUGGGAGCAGACCACGUGGUACAAACUCCGAUGAAGCCAAUGGGAGCAAGGCACGUGAUACAUACGCCAAUGAUGCCAAUUUUGACACCAACAUGGUCAUCAUCCUAGCAGCCUUGCUGUGCGCUCUGAUAUUUGCAUUGGGACUAAACUCAAUCGUCCGGUGUGCGCUGAGAUGCAGCAGAAGGUUCUCUUCUGAGACACCAGACCAGACGGCAGCGCGGUUGGCGGCCACGGGGCUUAGAAAGCGCACAUUGCGCCAGAUUCCCGUCGUGGUAUAUGGGACUGGACAAAAUAUUCCCUCCACAGAUUGUCCAAUUUGCCUUGGAGAGUUUACAGAUGGGCAGAAAGUGAGGCUGCUGCCGAAAUGCAGCCAUGGAUUUCAUGUCAGGUGCAUAGACACAUGGUUUUUGUCACACUCGUCGUGCCCAAUUUGCCGCCAUUCGUUGCUUGAGCAGCCUGCUGCAGGCAGUUUGGAUUCGGCCGAAAAUGUUGAUGGUGGUGGUGCUAGACAUGCUGGAAAUGUAUCAUCAGGUGGACAAGGUGAUGCGACAAUCUCUGUUGAUGAGGCUGGCUAGCUAAUAGAAUGUUAUAUUUUUGUAUUUUAUUAAGAAUAGUUGCUAGGGCAAUGCUUAUAUAUGGACAUUUGGAAAGGAUUUUACCGGAGGAUACAAUUGUGACAGUAUUUUUAAGUUAAUCACAUAUUGCAAUUUGAUUAAGUUAAAAUGAAUGACAAUGCUUAAUUUUAACAGAAAUUGUCAUAAUGUGGUAUCCUCGUAAGUUUCUCUGUUGUAUGUGAGGAUCUUGAGGAAAUACUAUUGUGUAUGUAUACUCUUUAAUUACAUGUGUAAAAGAAGGAAGAUGGAG
Messenger RNA from Malus domestica (apple), 1546 nucleotides. NCBI's taxonomy places the organism in Eukaryota, Viridiplantae, Streptophyta, Magnoliopsida, Rosales, Rosaceae. The record is from RefSeq and is a predicted model, not a curated record.